Aspergillus campestris IBT 28561 is the source of this 180-nucleotide messenger RNA. RefSeq names its product copper metallochaperone COX17. The record is from RefSeq and is a predicted model, not a curated record. Gene Ontology annotation, cellular component: mitochondrial intermembrane space. Bases 1 to 180 code for a protein of 59 amino acids. The transcript is spliced from 3 exons. NCBI's taxonomy places the organism in Eukaryota, Fungi, Ascomycota, Eurotiomycetes, Eurotiales, Aspergillaceae. Gene Ontology annotation, biological process: mitochondrial respiratory chain complex IV assembly. Gene Ontology annotation, molecular function: copper ion binding; copper chaperone activity.
AUGUCCCUCUUCGGCUCCUCCAGCGCCGACAAGCCCAAGCCCUGCUGCGUCUGCAAGACCGAAAAAGCCACCCGCGACGACUGCAUGCUCUUCUCCAAGACCGAGGACCCCGCCCAGGAGUGCAAGUCCACCAUUGAUCAGUAUAAGAGCUGUAUGGCUGGGUUUGGGUUUAAGGUUUAG